This is a messenger RNA of Manacus vitellinus (golden-collared manakin), 753 nucleotides long. RefSeq names its product aminomethyltransferase (gene AMT). Gene Ontology annotation, cellular component: mitochondrion. The record is from RefSeq and is a predicted model, not a curated record. Gene Ontology annotation, molecular function: protein binding. The transcript is spliced from 7 exons. NCBI's taxonomy places the organism in Eukaryota, Metazoa, Chordata, Aves, Passeriformes, Pipridae. The annotation marks the transcript as partial.
GCCGAGCUGAAGCCCGGACAGGGCACCCUGACACUGCUCACCAACGAGAAGGGCGGCAUCACGGACGACCUCAUAGUCAUCAACACGUGGGAAGAUCACCUGUAUGUGGUGUCCAACGCCGGCUGUGCUGACAAGGACUCGGCCAUCUUCAGGGACAGAGCAGAGGAGCUACAGGCCACUGGCAGUGACGUCCACCUGGAGGUGUCAGACAACGCGCUGCUGGCUCUGCAAGGUCCCUCCAUGGUGCGGGUGCUGCAAGCGGGGCUGUUGGAUGACCUGGCCAAGCUCUCCUUCAUGAAUAGCAUCUCCACAACUGUCUUUGGCGUGCCGGGCUGCCGGGUCACGCGCUGCGGCUACACCGGCGAGGAUGGUGUGGAGAUCUCGGUGCCUUCAGGGCGGGCGGUGGAGCUGGCCGAGCGGCUGCUGGAUGUCCCCAACGUGUGGCUGGCAGGGCUGGCAGCCAGAGACAGCCUGCGCCUGGAGGCCGGGCUCUGCCUCUACGGCAAUGACAUCGAUGAGACCAUCACCCCUGCUGAGGCUGGGCUGAUGUGGACCUUGGGGAAGCGCCGGCGCGCGGCCAUGGACUUCCCCGGUGCUGCAGUCAUCAUGGCACAAGUGAAGGAGAAGCCAAGGCGCAAGCGUGUGGGGCUGACAUCAGUGGGACCCCCCAUCCGGCCCCACAUGGCCAUCCUGGGCCCCGAGGGCAGGCCUGUGGGGUCUCAUAGCAGGUACGAGGGGAAAUGCCGGCAGUAG